ACCAAAUUGAAAAACUAUAUUUAUAUAUUCACAACUGAAAAAAAGAAAAGAAAAAAUAAUGAAAAGCAAAAACCAAGAGCUCUAAGCCGCCUUGAAUUAGUUAUUUUUGUAAGUAUAAAGAAGAAUGAAAGAAGAUAAAAAUUAAUUUAAAAAAUUAAUACUUCAAUAGUAAAAGAAUUUCACAGCUCAAUAUAUAUAUUUUUUUUUAUGUUAAUAUUUUGAUUUCUGAUUUAAACACUGAAAGUGGUAAAGAAUGAAGAAUGCAAAAUACAAGCGAAAUCAAAUAAAAUAAAUUAAAUACAAAAGUAAAUAAAAGUAAAUUAUUUAGCAUGAAAUACGAAAUACGAAUGUAAACAAAUUAAAUGAAGAAAAUAUUAGUUAAGGAAUUGUCGAAGCGCUUCUGCACUGAAAUGCGAAUAGUUUAAAGCCAAGCUAAGUAAAUUUUGACAACUUCUAGCAUUCUUAGCAUAUUUGCAAGCAUUUCAAAUGUGUAGCCAAAUUCUGGGAUAAAUUGGGAAAACAAAACUGUGAGCAUUUUUUAGCAAGGAAGCAAAAACAAAAAAAUUAAAAAUAAAUUAAUAACAAAUUCAAUUUAAAACUAAAAACUAAAAAAAAAUAAUAGAAACAAUUUUCAAAUAAUAAAGACCUUAAGCAAGGGGCCGAACAGGGGGACCUCUAUAAACUGGCAUCAAUUAUAAACAAAAAAUAACAAUAAAUGAAAAAAAAAAAAAAAAAAAAAAAAGAAAUAAAAUUGAAAGUCGUUUCAAUGUGGGGCCACCCUAAAGGACAACCACAAACUCCCUUCUCAUUCACAUUUACAUAGCACAUUCACUCACUCGCAGUCAAAGAAUUCAUGGUGAUGGCAGCAUUUAAGUUCCAUAUCGCAUCUAACUUAAGAAGUUUAGCUUAAGGCUUUAAAUUGCGAGCAUACUAGGUACUAGGCUAUCAUGGAACGACGUGGACGCAUCCCAGUGGCCAAGUUUCGUACGCAGGAGGCCAAGACACGCAGUCGAAGUCGCGUGAAGGAGCCGGAUUACAAUGAACAGGAUCCGGAACAUGAUAUGUUUACACUGCUGGAGGAUAACAUUGCGCUAAAGGAAGAGAACAAAGCGCUCAAACUUGAAAUUGAAUCGCACAAAACCACGCAGGAGGAGCAGCAGGCGCAACACGAAAAACUAUGUGGUCAAUUGGAGCUGCUGCAGCAGCAGCAAGCCAAAUUCGAGUCAGACAUCAAGGACCUCACUGUCAAGUUCAAUAAAACACUCAACGAGCGCAAUGCGCUCGACAAGCUGCACAAGAUGAAGGUCGAUCAAAUAAACAAUCUCUCUACCGAAUUGGAUCACAUGCGCGAAAAGCAAGUGGGACACCAGGGUGGUGCCUCAGUGGUCGGCUCAGUGGAGCUAAGGCGCAAGCUGUUGAAGAUCCUGCAACAGGAUAGCGGUGACGUUGCUAACGACUUGGACAGUCUGGUCGAUGUUGAUGCAAACCAGGAUGUGCCCAUUACCAAUGGUCAGGUAGAGCGUCUAGUGUCCGAAUUCUUAACGCUCAAACAUGCCACCAACGCCGUAGAGCUGCAGCUAUAUGAAGCCAAUGAGAAGAUAGCAGAACUAGUGGAGCACCAACACCUACUCGAGGAGGAGAACGAUACGCUGCGCACCGAGAACGGAAAUUUGACCAAAGUGGCCAAACUCUUGACCGACAACAUGAAGGAGAGCGUGGAGACGAGUCAAAAAAUGGAGGCCGCCUUGAUUAGAUUGAAACAGCGAAAUGAUGAACUAACUGCUAAGAUGCACGAUAUUCCCGAUGGACAGCCGGGGGCAACACCUUCGCCUACAUCGUUGCAGUCGCAGGUCGAGUUCGAGCAGAUCACGGACCAGGUGCAACAUCAGGCGCGCGAGCACAACGAACGUAUCGUGGAAAUGAAAACCCUAAUGGAUGCGGCUAUUGCAAAAACUACUAACGAUGAACUAAAAAAAUUACAACUUAAGUUGGAAAUACUCGAGGAGCAGCUGCAUCGGGCCCUAACACGCGCCGACCUGGCCGAGGAGCAAUUGGUGCGCUAUCAGCAAGCAGAAAAGCACGCAACAUCGGCUAGAGUUGCAGCACCUCCGUCAGCACCACCACCACCGCCACCGCCCCCGCCCCCGCCUAUGCCCGCCAAAGUGCUCUAUACUGCAGCGAUGGCUGGGGGUCCGUCUGAUGCUGCUGGUGGGGAUGGGGCGACUGGCAGCUUCAGUCAGCACAUUGCCACGCAUAAUUUGCACAAAGGCCUCGCCGAUAAGAUUAUCGACAGCGUCAAGCAACAGGUACAGGUGCAGGCGACAACAGGUCUUGACGCUAUAGUGCGCGAAUUCAAAUCUGGACGUGUGACGCUGCGCCGCAAUCGUCGAAAAACCAAAACGAGCGAAGCUCUGAAGGAGAUGUUCCAAGUACUCGAGAUAAGCCAGAAGCAGAAUCGCAACUCAAAGAUUUGUGUCGAUCUGAAUACAACAUUAUAAGACUCUCUUCCUAUCUCUUUUACUUUGGUCUCAAAUUUAAAGUCUACGCUUUGCUUUAACAACGAAACAUUCCGUGCAUUUGAAUAUUUAUUUAUUAGCCUCUCCUAUUUAACUCACUAAUUGUGCCUUCUCUUUGAAAAAAAAAAAAAAAAAAAAGCCAUUUUCUUUGCCUAAAUCAAAGUGCCCAUCAGUCCUAAAACCUAACAUGUAUUUUUUCGACUUUUUUAUAAUGUGUUCAUCUACUAAUAAUUAUUGUAAUUUAUGCUCAAUAUACAAUUCAACCCAACGAAAUAUUUUGAAUAAAGUUUUAUAACCAAAUAUAACAAAUUAACAAA
Drosophila mojavensis is the source of this 2833-nucleotide messenger RNA. Its product is annotated as shootin-1. The record is from RefSeq and is a predicted model, not a curated record. NCBI's taxonomy places the organism in Eukaryota, Metazoa, Arthropoda, Insecta, Diptera, Drosophilidae. The transcript is spliced from 8 exons. Bases 948 to 2498 code for a protein of 516 amino acids.